This is a messenger RNA of Colletotrichum godetiae, 1686 nucleotides long. RefSeq names its product RmlC-like cupin domain-containing protein. The transcript has 2 exons. Lineage: Eukaryota; Fungi; Ascomycota; Sordariomycetes; Glomerellales; Glomerellaceae. The record is from RefSeq and is a predicted model, not a curated record. Bases 312 to 1430 code for a protein of 372 amino acids.
CUAAGCUCGCGCCGAGAGACUGAGAGACCUGCUUUUCCAUUGCUGAUGUAAAUUUGACUAAUGCGCCAUUGCUUACCAGAGAAGCGCAUAAGACGAUUCCUCACGAUGCUAUUGCUGUGCACAUUGCAGCCCUUUUAUGCUAGAGUAACAUUCGCAAUGUGGAGAGAGGCAACGUAUCUCUAGGUCCUUGAUCAAAUAGAUUCAUCUUUUUCCUUUUAGACUAUUUACCUCUCUUCUUCUCACUCUCAUACCAAAGCCCGCUGAGAAGGGAUUCACGUACAAAUAUCACCCCUGGUCGCCGCCCCUCAUCAAUGAAGUCCCUCUCACUUUGGCUAUCCAUCAUUAUUGGAAUCGCAUCGAUUGUAACUUUUCGAGAAUACAUAGUGGGCGUAGCCUUCGCGACCGCAACGAGCUUCUUCAACUCUCUGAGCAAUAUUCAGGACGGAAGCGUAUUCGACUUUGAAGCCAAGUCUUCGCAGCAGCAGGAAUCACAAGUAGACCAUCACCUGUACGCCACCGACAUGUCCGUCCCUCGCGCGAUCCGCAAGGUCUUCUUGGCCGUGGAACAGGCCGAAGGCGCUGGUGCUCGUGUUCGCCGCUCCAUCGGCACCCCUCAACUUAAGAACUUUUCACCAUUCUUGAUGCUUGACCACUUCCGUAUCGCCCCCGGUUCGGGCUUCCCGGACCACCCCCACCGCGGCCAGGAGACAAUCACCUACCUCCUUCACGGCGGCGUUGACCACGAGGACUUUGCCGGCAACAAGGGCACUAUCGAGGCCGGCGACCUGCAAUUCAUGACGGCCGGCCGCGGCAUCAUGCACGCCGAGAUGCCCAAGCAGAACCCGGACGGCAGCGCCAACGUCGGUCUGCAGCUGUGGGUCGACUUGCCCAAGCACCUCAAGGCCUGUGAGCCGCGGUACCGCGACCUGCGAGCCAAGGAGAUUCCCACCGUCGACGUCGACGGCGGCAAAGUCCACGUCAAGGUCAUCUCGGGCCAGAGCCACGGGGUCGACUCGGUGCGGGAUCUGGCGUACACGCCCGUGUGGAUCUUGGAUGUCCAGAUCAAGCCCGGCGGGCGGAUCGCGCAGCCGGUGCCCAAGGGGUGGAAUGCCUUCGCGUACACGCUUGAGGGGCAGGCCAUCUUUGGCGAGGGGACGCAGAAGAGGGUCGUAGACGAGUUCCACAACGUCGUGUUUGAGGAGGAAGGUGAGAUUGUCAAUGUUGAGGUUGAUGCCGGCGCAGACAAGGACGCGAGGUUUGUUCUCAUUGCCGGGACACCUCUUGACCAGGAGGUCGUGCAGUACGGUCCCUUUGUUCUGAGUUCCAAGGCCGAGGUAUAUCAGGCCCUAAUGGACUACCAGACUCACUCUAAUGGGUUUGAGAGGGCCGAGGGCUGGCAGAGCGAGAUUGGAAAGUCCAUGAUUGAAUGAUGCGACGGGAUCCUGCGCCUUCUACUUGAUCUGUAGUUUAGAGCAUUAUGUAUUUUCAUCUUUUGGCAUUGAGCGGAGGGGCAUUUUCUUGGAUUGGCAGCAUCUCAAGGGAGGAAAACGAAAGUUGGGUGAGGUACCAUGGGGUUCAUAGACUUGAGAAAAAGAAAAUUUAUCAUUCAGAGGAGCGAAAGACGAACAGUGUCUUAUCACACAUUAUCACAUAUACAACUCACCCAUUGUUGUAUACCCUCUGGUA